ACUCUCCCACAUCAAGCAGAGUUGUCUAUGGUUGUUUAAGGAAAUUUCUGGAUAUGUCCUCCCCUCCACUCCCCAGAGCUCUUGCAGAUGCGAAUAGCUUUAUGUGACACCUUAUACCCCAAUCAGGAGUCCAUGGAUUUUGCUUUCCAGUUUCCUUCACCUUUAGGGCCAGGCAGAAGAAAUGGACAGCCUCCAUUGAUGAUAGAUGCAUCUUUUGUAGGGCAACGAGUGAGACAAGGGAUCACUUGUUCUUCUCCUGUCCUUAUACCAGCUGAUGUUGGAGAUCGUUUGUUGGGGUUUGCUAAGAUGAAGGCUUGUCCAAUGUCAUGGAGCCUUGCCUCAAAUUGGGGUUUAGAGAUAUUGUGUAUAAGAGGAAGAGACUGAGUAGACUUGCUGAUUUUUUGUAAUUAGAUUCUGGUAGCAGCCUGGAAAGCUAGUGCUACUUUGCAUAUGGAUUUUGGUAUUAUAGCACGAAAAUAAGAGUGAAUGAUUUUUUGCCAAGCAAUUCUAGAUUGGAGACUGGCCCAUAACUGGAUAUCAAGCAUGGCAUGAAAUGGGUUGAGUUGGGUCAACAGACAAAGUUGGAAUUUGCCCUUCAGAGAAUUUUAUACCUUUUGGCAGAAGGAACAUCUAAUUCUUGCCUUCUUGGAUUGAUGAGUCAAGGAAGGUACUUUACUCCAAUCCAUUUUUUUUACUUUUCUUCUUUUCCUAUAGAAAACAGGAAACUUCAAUCCCUGCCAGAAAGAGUGGAGCAAUAUAAUGUCCCAUAAAAU
This is a messenger RNA of Rubroshorea leprosula, 773 nucleotides long. NCBI's taxonomy places the organism in Eukaryota, Viridiplantae, Streptophyta, Magnoliopsida, Malvales, Dipterocarpaceae. The record is from the annotation of a GenBank genome assembly.